AUGGCUGAUCAAGGCCCAAACACCAUCACCCUCAUCUCCAACGAUGGCGUCCCCAUCGUUGUCAAGCGCCAGGUCGCCGAGCGCUCUAUGCUCAUCGUCAACAUGAUGGAGGAUCUUGGAGAGACUGCUGGUGCUGAAGUGCCUAUUCCCAACGUCAACGAAUCCGUCCUCAAAAAGGUCAUCGAAUGGUGCGAGCACCACAAAGACGACCCCCCCGCCUCCGCCGACGACGACUCCGACUCCCGCAAGAAGACGACCGACAUCGAAGAGUGGGACCAGAAGUUCAUGCAAGUCGACCAAGAGAUGCUCUUCGAGAUCAUCCUCGCCUCCAACUACCUGGACAUCAAGCCCCUCCUCGACGUCGGCUGCAAGACCGUGGCGAAUAUGAUUAAGGGGAAGAGUCCCGAGGAGAUUAGGAAGACGUUUAAUAUUACGAAUGAUUUCACGCCUGAGGAGGAGGAUCAGAUUAGGAGGGAGAAUGAGUGGGCUGAGGAUCGUUAA
This is a messenger RNA of Pseudogymnoascus verrucosus, 501 nucleotides long. RefSeq lists its product as uncharacterized. Bases 1 to 501 code for a protein of 166 amino acids. The record is from RefSeq and is a predicted model, not a curated record. Lineage: Eukaryota; Fungi; Ascomycota; Leotiomycetes; Thelebolales; Thelebolaceae. Gene Ontology annotation, molecular function: cullin family protein binding. Gene Ontology annotation, cellular component: nucleus; cytoplasm. Gene Ontology annotation, biological process: SCF-dependent proteasomal ubiquitin-dependent protein catabolic process; mitotic cell cycle. The transcript is spliced from 3 exons.